GGCGUCGUGUCCGAAAAUUCACCCGGGUCUCCUCGUUUCUAGUCGCUCCUUCUGAGUCUUCCGUAUUGCCAUUUCGCCAUGAAAUUCAUCAUCACCACCCUCGUUGCAGCUCUCGUUGCCUCUGCACCCGCCGUGCUCGCGCAAUUGACCAUCAACACUCCAGCCAACGUCGUAGAAUGUGAACCCACGCAGCUCACGUGGAGUGGCGGUCAAACCCCUUACUAUCUGUCCCUCGUCCCUGCCGGACAACCAUCGGCGACACCCCUUAUGCAGUUCCCUAACCAAAACGGAACUUCAUACACUUGGAUGGUCGACCUCCAAGCCGGAACGAACUUGUAAGUCGGUUUGUAUUCUACAGAAUGGGUCCCUAAGUUCACGGACUCGUCAAAAAGCAAUAUUGCUCUGAAGGACGGUACUGGCGCGACGGCGUAUUCGGAUAUCAUCACCGUUCAGGCUGGAAGUUCGACUAGGUAAGGCUUAUUUGAUCCGGAGCAUGCAUGGAGCGAUUCACACAAUUAAUGUCUCACGCCAGCUGCGCGACCGCUAGUGUCUCAGGAGCCAGUGCAACUUCGGGUAGCACUGCGGCCGCCAC
This is a messenger RNA of Pisolithus orientalis, 592 nucleotides long. RefSeq lists its product as uncharacterized. The record is from RefSeq and is a predicted model, not a curated record. The transcript has 5 exons. NCBI's taxonomy places the organism in Eukaryota, Fungi, Basidiomycota, Agaricomycetes, Boletales, Pisolithaceae. Bases 79 to 339 code for a protein of 86 amino acids.